This is a messenger RNA of Condylostylus longicornis, 3836 nucleotides long. RefSeq lists its product as uncharacterized. The record is from RefSeq and is a predicted model, not a curated record. Bases 219 to 2276 code for a protein of 685 amino acids. Gene Ontology annotation, biological process: actin cytoskeleton organization; regulation of cell migration. Gene Ontology annotation, cellular component: cytoplasmic vesicle; bicellular tight junction; plasma membrane. The transcript is spliced from 2 exons. NCBI's taxonomy places the organism in Eukaryota, Metazoa, Arthropoda, Insecta, Diptera, Dolichopodidae.
UCUUUGUUAAAAUUAAAUAAAAUAUAUGUUUGGGUGGAGAAAUUGUUUCAUUGGUUAGUUGAAAAUUUAAUGGAGACUUUAACCAAAAGAAUUUUUUAACAAUUUUGCUUUAAAUGUUUAAUAUUUAUUUGUUGUUUGUUCUAACAAAUCAGUCAUAAAAAAAUCCAAAGAUAUUCAAUAAGGGAGUAAGAAAUUAGCUCGAAAUAGAAUCGAAUACGAUGUUUAAUAACGACGAUCUGUAUUUAGAUAAUUUAUCAAUGGAACAAAGAAGAAAAGUCCUGCGGCAACCAAGAGCAGAGCCGCAAGGGCAAGAAAAUCUUCAAGAAAAUGGUACAACAAAAUUAAAAAAUGAAAAUCAUCAUGUUAAUCGACCGACUGGUAAACAACGUUCAAAUGAUCAUGCAAAGCAAUACGCUAGCCGUAGUCUUUCUGAAGCUAGAAAUCCAGUUUUGAUACAAUCUAGUCCGACAGGUACUGCUAAUCGUAAUUCAUUAAAAAAAAUCAAUUCUAAUCGCUCUCUCAUGGAUAUUUCACCGACAUCAUAUAACACAUUAAUUAUACAUAAUGAUGAUUCAUUAAAUACUUUAUCAGGUAGAGUGGAUUUACAAUCGAAUGCAGCACAAAAAGAGCGGCCACGUCCAUAUGGUGAACCUGGUUUACAAGAAAUUACUGAAAUUCCAGAUGAUUAUUUAAAACAGAGUCAUGUUUUAAAGCAUUUAGCAAAAGAAAUCAAAGCUCCUUCAACAAUUAAAAAUUCAAAAUAUAACACGACUACUCGAGAUAAUAUGGUAACUGGAAAACUUGAAAUAAAUAUUGGUAGAAAUUUAAUUGAUUGGCAACAUCAUCAUCAUCAUCUUCAAUACCAUUCACAUCAAUAUCAAUUGAGUAAUUUACAAAAACUAAAACGAAGUCGAAGUUAUCCUGAAAUGACAAAAUUAUCGUGGAAUGCUGAAAUUGAAAAUUUAUCAAAAGAAAAUAUUGAACUAAAAGAACAAUUAUUUCAAUGUCGUAUGAAAGUUGCAAAAACACAAAAACUCGAAGAAGAAGUCUCGAAUAUAUACGAAGCUUAUAAUGAUUUGGUAAUAUCCUGUGAAAGAAGAGAAAAAUUAGAGAAUAUGGCUAGAAUUAAAUUACAAGAUAAUCUUGAAAAGGUGAACGCCAUGAAUAGGGCACUUAAAGAUCAGGUAGAUGUUCUAAAAACUCAAUUAUUAGCCCCGGCCGAAAAUCAAAUUUUAAUAGCACAACUGUUUUCACAAAAUAAAGAACUUCUAGCAGCGAAAGAACGGCAAGAUAUUGAAUUAGCUGCACAAGCAGCAACUCUUCAAGAACAAAGAACUCAUAUCGGUAUAUUGGAUACUGCUUUGAAUAAUGCCCAAAGAAAUAUUCGACGACUUGAAGAUGAAAUGCGAAAAAAACAAAUGCAUAUUGAACGUUUAAUACAAAUACAAAAUCUUGACACCAAAGAUAUUAAAAAUAGCAGCGGUAGCAGUACUGCAACAAGAGAAACACCAAAAUGGCAAUUUUCAGAAAAUGCUAAUCAAUUAUUACGACUCGGAAGUGAACAACGUAAUUUUAGUGAACAAAGAAGUUUUGGUGAUCAAUCAUCUGUUGUUGUUAGACCAAAUACAUCAAAAUUGUCAUUAGAACGUAAUCAUCAAAAAACUGAAACUGAACGUAUUAUUGCUGAAGCAAAACAAGACAAACAAUUUCUGGAAGAAGUACAUUCAGCUCAACGUAAAGUUGGUGAUUUGCAGGCACAUUUAAAAGGAUUAGAAAAUAAGUUGGCUGAAAAAAAUAUUUGUGGUUCAUCAUUUGAUUCGUAUAAUUUAAAUGCUGAUGGUUAUCCAUUAAGACCAAUGUGCUUUAAUAAUACAUCAUUUAAAGGUUCAAAUGCAUCAUUUAAUGCAUCAUCUGAAUCCCAUACACCAACAUUGUUAGACUCUUCCCCAACAACUUCUUAUCCACCAACAUCAAGUUUAACUACAAAUAAUAAUAAUUAUAGUCCAAGUUUAUUAAAUGAUGUUGUUAAUGUCGUAACAACGUCAUCAAAUUAUCAAAAUAAAAGUCCAAAUUCAUCAUUUAAUCAUCAAAAUUCAGUUAAUCGUAAAAUAAAUGUUGUAGGUGGAAAUCUUGUUGGUAGUAAUUAUCCACCAAAAAGUCCAUCAAAUUUUUCAACAAGUUUUGAUGCAAACUUUUCACAAAUUUCUCCAAAUUAUAAAACAUCGUUAUCACCAUAUGAUUAUAAUACUUUUGACGAACGAUUAAGAAAAAAAUAAACUUUUAUAUUCGAAACGAAAUUAUUCAGAGAAAACAAAAAUAAUCAAUCCAAAAAAAAUCAAUCCAAAUUUAAAUUUAUACAAAAAAAUACAUACAUACAUUUGCGGCGUAACGUGUAACAAUAACUUUCCAAAAAUAUAUUGUAAAAUUUUGAAAUGACGUGCCUUCAUAUAAGAAUAAAAAAAUUUUUGUACUUUUGAUACAUGUUGUAUUAUAGCGAGUGAUUUGAAUAAAAUAAAUAGUCCUUUUAGCUCUUUGAACAGGGCAAGUUUUUUUAAGAACAGGGUAUUAAAAAAAAUUUACUUUUGGACCGUUACUAUUAUGUACGUAAUAACACGAUAGGUUUAUUUAAAUGCAACCCAUUGGAUUAAAAGCUUUCAUUUUUUUGAGUACCAUAUGACAGAGUGAAAAACAGGUAUAACAAACCAAAUGAUGAAAAUCAGUUAAAUUUACUUCACAGAAGUUUAUUAAUUUAUGUAAUGAAUUCAACGUAGAGAUUUAAACAAUAUAAUACCAACUUAGAAAUUGAUUGGUCCAAAAUAAUUGUCGAAUUUAAAUUUUUUUUACUAAUUUUAUAGUACAAACAUCUUUAAAAUACUUUAAAAAUAACAGCAAAACAAUAGCAAAACUUGAAAACAGUUUAAAAAUUUCGGCUAAAAUAUUUCUAUACAAAAUGUGAAUGUGAUUUUAAGGAAAAGUUAUUUUUUCGUCACUCAUUCUGGCAUUUCCAAGCUAAUGUAUUAGAUCAAUUUGUAUAUUUUUGUAAAUAAAAAUAUUUUGAAAAUAAUUGAUUCUCGUACAUUUUUCAUAUAAGUAUAUGUAUGUGCAUAAGUAUACAUGAAAAAUAUUUUAAAAUAAAAUUUUACAUUUUAUUUUUAGUUUAGUGUGAAUUUAAAAUAAUUUGUAAGAUUUAAUUUAAUAAUCAAACUUUUGGACACGAUAUGGAAGAUUACAAUGGAUAUUUAUAAAUUGAUAAAAAAUAUCUAUAAAUAUUUAAAAAAAAUUAAUAAAAUUAAAUAAGUAUAAAUUUUAAUUGUAAAAUUCAAUUUUUGCUAUGUAUUCUGUUAUUUAGGUCUUAUUAUUUUCUACACAUUGGUCACAAAGUAUAUUAAUAGCUAAUUAUUACUAGUUUUAUGAGUAUAAAAUUUUAUGAAUGUUAUAAGAAAUAGUUAUGCCUUCCACGUAUUCUGCAUAUUACACUCCUUUAUAUGAGAUAUGUAGAAAAAUUUCAUAAAACAUAAUCAUAAAACUAAGUAAAGGAAAUGUAAGUCUUUAUAAAUUGAUUGCAGAUUUAAAGGCCGGAUACAUUUUUACUUUUUUGGUAUUAUAGAUAUAUAUAAAUAUAACUGUUAUUUAACUAUUAAUUUAUAAUUAAUAAUUAUAUUUACAAUUUCAUAAGAAAAUAUAUAUAUUUGGAUUGAUAUUUUCAUUAUUAUACACAAAACAAUUAUUUUGUAAAAUAAAACUGUCAAUAAAUAAACCAUUGUUGAUAUUGUACUCCCGAAUUUAAAUGAAAAAUCUGCUAUAAUUUGAAAUUAGUAAUUCAAUAAAAUGCCUUA